CCCAACGAAGACGAAGAUAAAAUUCAUCGAAGAGCACAAGGCGCUGAAAAAGCGUGAGCGAGCACUUUCGAAGAUCACAAGAACCAUGUCGUCUUCAUUCGCUGACUCGUUCGAUCAACUCGCUGACGACUCACGACCCGCCGCUUCGACUCGGCCGUUCGACGACGACGGUUACCUCGGCUACGAUCCUCGCCUUCCUUCCCAGAGAUUCGAUUCGUUCUCGAAUUUCGCGGACUCUGAGUCCGUCAAGGACUCGGCCAUUGACGACUCGCCGAUCUUCACUUCGCAGUCUAUCCCCGACACUCCCUCUCCGCCGCCGAUCUACGCCUCCGGCGGCGGUUUCUCCCCCGAUCCGGCGGAAUUCUCGACUUUCUCGCCGGAAGCGAACGGAAAGGCAUUCGACGGUGGCUCUGUUGCUUCGAACGGGCCGAUUCUGCCGCCUCCGGCGGAAAUGGAGCCCGAGGAGGGUUACGCUCUCAGAGAAUGGAGGAGUCAGAAUGCAAUUCGACUCGAGGAGAAGGAGAAGAGAGAGAAAGAAUUGUUGAGCCAAAUUAUUGCUGAAGCAGAAGAGUACAAGGUUGAUUUCUACACGAGAAGGAAGGUGACCUGUGAAACCAACAAAACCACCAACAGGGAAAAGGAGAAGUUAUUUGUGGCCAUCCAAGAGAAGUUCCAUGCAGAGGCAGACAAGAAUUACUGGAAGGCAAUUGCAGAGCUCGUACCUAACGAAGUACCAGCUAUAGAAAAGAAGAGAGGAAAGAAAGAACAGGAGAAGAAGCCAUCUGUCGUCGUGAUUCAAGGGCCAAAGCCGGGGAAACCAACUGAGCUAUCAAGGAUGCGGCAGAUACUCAUAAAGCUUAAGCACAACACACCUCCACACCUCAAGGCGGCACCGGCACCGGCACCGACUAAGGAUGCUAAAUCUGGUGCCGCUACUACUUCUGCUGCUCCUCCCAAGGCUGCAGUUGUGGCUGUGGCAAGCACAGUUGAGGCCAUAGCCGUUGCUUAGUAGUUUUACUUUGUGGGUUUUGUAUGUCCAGGUAUUUGGUUGCAAGGAGAGAGAUGCACUUCUGGAUAUUUAUUAGUUUCUGUAUAUGUAUGAAAAACAUAGUUUAUCUGGACAAGUAUUAUUAUUAAUCCCUAGUUGUUAAAAUAUUGUGUUGCCUGCUAGAUGGAAUAUAGCAUACCCCUCAGAUUGUGUGCAGUCAAACCUUUUUAGGACCUCUGUUUGGGUGUCCUUGAUUUAUUUUUAUAUUGUGGUUUUUUUAAUA
Messenger RNA from Camellia sinensis, 1271 nucleotides. Its product is annotated as clathrin light chain 2. Gene Ontology annotation, biological process: clathrin-dependent endocytosis; intracellular protein transport. The record is from RefSeq and is a predicted model, not a curated record. NCBI's taxonomy places the organism in Eukaryota, Viridiplantae, Streptophyta, Magnoliopsida, Ericales, Theaceae. Gene Ontology annotation, cellular component: plasma membrane; clathrin coat of coated pit; clathrin coat of trans-Golgi network vesicle. Gene Ontology annotation, molecular function: clathrin heavy chain binding; structural molecule activity.